CAACUCUUGAUAUCAACAUUAACAACGAGGUUUAUCGCAGAUUUCAACAUGCGGGCGCUAAUACUAGUUUUCUUCAUGACCACUGUGACAACCAUUUUGGGCCAUCGGUAUAACAUUCAUCAACAUUCAAAGCCAUCAAUUCAGACAAUCUGUAAUGAGGCAAAACAGAGAGGCCUUUGCCUUUUCUACGAUCAUUUUAAGCAAUUUGUCAAGGGUAACAUCAAGCGACUGAACCGAAAAUGCUGCAGUUACAGCGAUGCAUCGAAAACGGCAUAUAUUGUAACAAAUAGUGGAGACAAAAUUGUUAAGACCUGUAAUGGAUUUUUUACGCCAAUGGAAUUUGAUACUUGUGAAAUAAAAGGAGAAAACUUCUGCCCGAAAUGCUGUAAAGUGCCUGUCUGUGAACCUAAUCCUUGUGAAAAUGGUGGUACGUGUUCACCAAUUGAUAACAGUUACAGCUGUAAUUGUCCUACUGGUUUUUUCGGUAAACUCUGUGACGUAAAUAUCUGUGAUGUAGACAACCCCUGUUUAAAUAAUGGCACUUGUUAUCCAUCAGAAGGUGGUGUGAGUUGUAACUGUCCUCCUACAUUUCCAGGAAUCUUUUGCGAGAAGAUUGAUUGUAAUUUUGAUGAUAGUUACUGUGCAUUCCAACAGACGAUUGACAAUUCUCUUCUUUGGUUAAGAAACAACGGCCCAACACCCACAAAUAGGGCAGGACCCCAAAGUGAUCCUACAGGCGAUGGAUCGUACAUAUAUAUCGAGGCAUCCCUGGGAGACACAAUUAAUCAGACAGGGAGGAUAGAGAGUCCAGAAAUUAUCCAAUUGACAUCUACACAAUGUUUGGCGUUCAUGUAUCAUAUGUUUGGAGAUGAUAUGGGGGUUCUCAACGUGUAUAUCAAAACAAAGCAGGCGGGAUUGGGGGAUGCUGUAUGGACAAGAGCUGGUGACCAGGGUGAUGUUUGGAGACAAAGCUAUGUAAAUAUUUCAGGAAUACCAUCUUCAUAUUCGAUUGUAUUCGAAGGAGUUAGAGGAUCUGGCAUAAGAUCAGAUAUGGCUAUAGAUGAUGUUAUAUUUGUCGAGGGAGGAUGUCCAGGAGUUUAAGCUUGCGCAGAUCGGCUGCGUUAACGACAUGGUCAGCAUCGUUAUUCUGAUUACAUAUGGAGAUAUGACUUUGUUACUCUGGUUAUUAUGUAUGGAGAAAUCCCUUCCAUAUUUGCUUAUUAUUAUUAUUAUUAUUAUCAUCAUAUUGAGAAAUCCCUUUCCUAUUUGGGUCAUUACUAUUAUUAUCGCUUGGCUUUAUUUUUGCUCUUAUUAUUAUUAUUAUAUGGAGAAACCCCUUCGCUACUUGAUUUUAUUAUUAUUAUUAUUAUUAUAUUGAGAAACCCCUUCUCUGUUUGUGUUUUAAUAUUAUUAAUAUUAUUUUAUGGCUAUUUGGGUUAUUUUGAUAUAUGGUGAAGUUACUACGUUUUUGGGUUAUUAUUAUUAUUAUUAUUAUAUGGAGAAAUCUCUUUCCUUUUGUUCAUACUGGACAAAAUUAGUUUAUUAUUUACGACGGCUCAGUCGGUAGUAUAAUAAUAUCGCAAAGUGUAACAAUUAAUAAUAUAAUGUAAUUUUGUGAUGUAUUACACGAAUGAAAUUGUCAUGAAAUACAGGUUUUAAAACUGUAUUCUGCUCACACAUCGGUCCCUUACCUAUUUUCUGCAAACAUUAACCCUACCCUGGGUCGUGAGUUAAUAAGUGGCUGAGUAUUUCUACUGAGAGACAAUACUAAUAUAUUGUUAUUCCAGAUUCGGUUACAUUUAAUACAAUUCACCAUAAAAAGUACCUUGUUAUUAUUUGGUUGUUAAUAUGUUAGUUCUAUCUUAUAAAAUUCUGUACAUCUUUUGCUAAGAAUAGAAUAUUUGUAUCUCUCUCAUGAAACAGUCGUUGUAAUUAUUGACACUAGCCACCAGAAGUAGAAAUUAUCUGCCUUUUGUUUCUGUAACGAAGCUCCCAUUUUCAUUGGCACAGAUAGACGUUUAACCCAUUUAAUUUAAUCUGGUUUUGUAACGGAACAACUGACCUUAAAU
This is a messenger RNA of Patella vulgata (common limpet), 2069 nucleotides long. RefSeq names its product MAM and LDL-receptor class A domain-containing protein 1. The coding region runs from base 49 to 1101 and encodes 350 amino acids. The transcript is spliced from 9 exons. Gene Ontology annotation, molecular function: calcium ion binding. Gene Ontology annotation, cellular component: membrane. The record is from RefSeq and is a predicted model, not a curated record. Lineage: Eukaryota; Metazoa; Mollusca; Gastropoda; Patellidae.